GCACUUGCCUCAUCCAACGCCAUCUCAUUGAAACGUUCUUUGAAACGAUAGACUAGGCCUCUGAGCCAUUGUAUGUCUCGAACACCACACCACCCUAGAAGCAAACUCGACCCAAACCCUGACACCGAAACCAGCGUGCGGGUUAAGCGACAGAAGACGAUGCAGACAGAACCUUUCGACGACGACAUUGUCAUGCUUGACACCCGACCACCCACCCCGCCCUCCAACGUAGUCCGGAGCAGCAGCGCCAAGAACGCGCACCUCAAGGGCCGGAAACGAUUCAACGCUGAUUUCAGUGACCUGAAGGUGGAGGGGAUGGAAGUGGGCGCACUGCAGUUGACUAACUUCCGGCCUGGUGAGGACGAAGGCCAGAUUGCGUUCCAGAUCAUCGACCGUGGCAAGGGCGACACACGUGUGGCCUCCUGCACGAUCACAGUCAGCGAUACGUCGGAAUACCCCAAAGGACAUAUGACUUUCGGAUAUAGCGACGACGCAGAUGUCCCCCAAGCCGUCAGCGACGAGUUGGACAACUUGAAAGGCGGCGUUCCCAUCGCGGAUACAUUGGAGCGGUUCUUGCAGAGGAUCGGUGGUGCGAAGUCCAAACCGCUGGCUGCUGCAUUGUCGAAGAACAAGUCUAUCCUAUCCGAUGAAGAAGCCUCGGACGAUGAGUCGGAUGGCGGCGGCUACUACUCGGAAGACGAUUUCGACAUGGGUCGCCCUAGUCCAGUCUCUAAGGACGUCGAACGCCACCGAGUGUUAUCCCGCUUGCAGCACGACUUCCUUGAAGUCGUUUCGUCCGGGUACAGGCCUGGGCUCAUCCCCUUCGCGGCGCUGUCGUCUGUAUCAGGUGGAUUCAACCAUACUUCCGACUUCGCCAUCAGCGUCUCGAUUCCUACCGUCAACCUGACGCGAAUCAUCCCCGCACAAGCACUUGUCGCCUGGGAUCGACGGCUCCUCGGUGCCCCGAAAGCCCGCCAUCUUGUCCUUCUCAUCUCCGGCUUCGGCGCAGCGUAUCCUGCAAUAGCCAAGAACGGGGAGCCCGCGCAGAAAACGACGCAACUCCGUUUCCAGCUGGGGAUCUGUAACCGGUACAAGCCGUCGAGAGAACACGCAGUGGAGGCGAACCGGACGUUUGGGUUGCUUGGCAAGGACGCGGAAGACGAACUGCGGGAGGCCCGUGAAGCGGCUCUGCGCGCGCGAGAGGCUGCGCUGUAUGAUGAUCCGGAUGCCUACAUAGAAGACGAUUCUGCGUUUCUGGAUCCUGGACCGGAGGAAGAGCCUGAUGAUGACGAUGACGGUCGCUUUGAGCGCUUCAGUUUGAGCAGCUCCCUCGAGUCACUACUGGACGCGCAGUUCGUCAAGCUCAUUGCAAUCCGGAGAAAGUACGGUGUCGGAUGGGGCGGUGCGGAGAUGAUGUUUGGAUAUGUCGAACGAGAGCAGAGAAGUUUGGAUGAUGUUUGGAAAACAUAUCGGAAGCUUAUUUUGGCUGCUGACGCCAGCGAGAAGGCUGAAUUCCAAGCGGGGAAACUACCAUACGAUCCGCUCCAAGGUCAGGCUCAAGACAGCGAGAUUAACCUUCCCUACACUGCUUUUUCUUACCUGAUUCGGCGGCUGACGAUCUGCACGCGUUACUGUCUUGUCUGUCACGACAAAUUGGCUGCCGAGUAUGAAGCUCUGAAGCCGUAUGUCUGUGACCGACCGUUGUGCACUUACCAAUACUAUGCUCACAACCGAGGUGCUUCGCUUGAAUAUGAAAUCAUCCACAAUCCCGAAACAGUGGAUCUGCUUGUGUCGUUGGCUUAUAGUGCUGCCGCCGAAGGCGUGCUGGAUCAGCCACUUCCUGUGGGCAUGGCUUUGAAAGUUCCACUGCCGGAACAGAGCCGUGUGGUCACCGCACCGGUUUCCAAUCAUGUCCGAGGAACACAACAGCCGGAGACGCAGUCUACUUCGCCCGUGGGCGUUAGCCAUUACAAAAUGGAUUUAGAUGGAUUAAUCGACUUCGAUACGAUGACAGUGCCACAUAUGCGUGCUAGCAUCGCCGCGUUGAUUGAUUCGCUGCCCUCCAUCGAAGACAUGAACCGGCACCUCCUGCGCAAAGUGAAACCCGGGAAAUCGAAGCCGCGACUGAAAGACAUGUUAGAUGGUCAGGUGUUGCCUGCUGCGUGGUCGAUUCUGCGGUGGUGUAUUGCGUCCUGUACUGCGUACUUGGAGGAUAUGUCGUCCUCUGGAGAGCAGCUGAUCCAGGGUGUCGAUCCAUCUUGGCGCCAGUUCAGGUUCAGCGUUGGCGCGCCAGAUGCUGAAGCCAAGUUCCAGAAGGCACUCAGUCACGCUACCGCGACAGAUCACAAUGCCAAGAAGUACCCGAGCCUGUAUGCGUUCCACGGAUCUGCUUUGCGUAACUGGCACUCCAUCGUGCGCCACGGCCUGUGGUUCAAGUCGGUUGCUAACGGACGGGCGUUUGGCGAUGGUGUGUACCUGGCGAAGGAAGCCCAGACGUCGAUGGGCACCUACGCUCAGGGCGGGCGGGCCUGUUGGCGCAAGAGCAAGCUCGCCCCGUCGAGCUGCGUCGCCAUUGCCGAGGUAGUGAAUCUCCCGCACCAGUUUGUAAGCUUCAACCCGCAUUUCGUGAUCAAAGACACAGAGUGGAUCGUUUGUCGGUAUCUGCUAGUCAAAGCUUUGGAACCUCACGAAUCCCGCACAAAGACGAACAAGGCGAUCCCCUUGGUCAAGAUCGAUCCGGCCCAGACCAUCACCAUGCAGAAUCAGCCACUGAAGUUGCCGCAGCCGGGGUACCAGAUUGCUGAGCUCGUUCAGCAGCGACAGCGCGAACUUAUCGACGAGCCUCACGACGACACGGACUACUUUGUGUUCUCCGACCACAAGCCUCCUGCACCCGUCGUCAAAGCGGUCGAGAUCAGUGACGAGGAGUAUGAACCUGUGAUCAUCGUCCGUUCCAAGGGCAAAGCACCCGUGGCGAAAGGCCCGCCAGCGGACGAUUGGCAACACGAUGAGGAUUAUGUUCGUCGGACCAUCGAGCUUCUGAUGCCGCCACCGUUCGAGUCGUCAUCGUCUGCGUCGAUGGCUGUCCAGCGGGAGCUCAAGGGCGUGCUCAGAGAGCAGGAGAAGGCGAUGAAGAGUCCGGAGGGACUGAGAGGACUGGGCUGGUAUCUUCCGCAGGACCUCAUGGGAGACAAUCUGUUCCAGUGGAUCGUCGAGAUGCAUUCUUUCGAAUCGUCACUGCCCAUCGCACAGGAUAUGAAAGCUGCAGGCAUCAACUCGCUGAUAUUUGAGAUUCGGUUUCCGCCGACAUAUCCCAUCGGCCCACCGUUCUUCCGCAUUAUCACACCCCGAUUCUUGCCUUUCAUCAAUGGCGGCGGGGGUCAUGUCACUGGAGGAGGAUCAAUUUGCAUGGAUCUGCUGACAGCAGAUAACUGGAUGCCGACUUACAGGUGCGCGCUUCCGUUUGCACGCAUCCAACACCUACUGAUUAUCUACCUACCACAGCAUACCGCCGUGCUCAUGCAAAUCCGACUGGCCAUUUCCAAUUUGGAUCCUCGACCUGCCCGACUAGCCCCCAACUGGAAGCUCCCAUACUCGCCAUCCGAAGCGUUGGCUGGAUUCAAGCGCGCCGCUGCGACGCACGGCUGGACGCUCCCUGCCGGAUUGGACAAAUUGGUGCAGUAGAGCGUGGACCUCAUCGCAUAUAUAUCAAUAUCGUUUUCUAUCUUGUCUCCACCACGCAAUCCGCUUUGUACCGCAUUCCAUCAAUCCACUUUUGCCGUCCGCAGUUUAGCUGUGCUGAUGCUGUGAAGCCAAGCAGCGUGCUCUGGUCUUGAGUGACGUCUUGCGCUUGGCUAGUGUGCUUCCAUGUAUGUAACCGGCUCUAGUAUAAAGUCUGUAGAUGCGUGUGACGCUCUAGGACCGACCCUCUACUAGUAUGCACCCAACUGUCAUCUCAACACCAGUCGUCAAGACGCCCUGCAUGGAUCCGUAUCGCGUCGACAGCGAGAAGACCCGGGCAGGGGCGGGGACGGGGACGGGGGCAGACGAGGAUUGCGAGUCGGCAGACUUGACCACACGGGCCAUCGUCAUCAGCAUCGUCACCACCCUCGUGGAUGCGCCAGAAAGCGCCUCAGACGUGCGAUGACAGUGGCCGCCCUCGUGCUGUUGGUGUGUGCAGCCUUGUUCGCCGCGUACUGCUGGCUCGGAGACGCUGCUGUGAGCGUCGAGGAUGUGCUCGAGGAAGGCGGGUGGUUCUUCAAGCGCGCGCUGGGCGGAACCGACACGACCGGUGGGAGUGGGGGCCAGUCGGCGUUCACGCGGCGGAAACUCUACCUCAUUGUCGUGUUCGUCGGGCUCUUCCUGGUGCUUGUUAUGGGGAUCAUGCUCUCCGCGUGGUGCUGCAAAGGGUCAUUCGAGAAUCCGCUGUGCUGCCCGUGCUAUCUCUGUGCGUGUUGCGGAGGACUGGCAUGUUUAGAGUGUGUCGGAUGUGGGCUUUGUGCCGAGGGAGUAGAUCAGAUGUAGUAACUCUUGUAUGGCUCGCAUCCACCAAGAUGUGGAUCGUGUCAUUAGAUGUGCUUUUCGAAAAGUCUGCCGUCACAUUGAAGCAGUCGCGAUCACACGCAGUCAGAGCGUGGUGCCUGCAGGCUGGUAUAGCUUCAUGCCACGUGUAUUUAGCUUCAACAGCCACACGAUACGGUUUCAUCUCCUGCUCACCGAUAACAAACCGUCCCCAGGUACCACCCAUCAGUCACCUUCCAAGUUCGGACCAUCGGCGUUGAGGUUGCUGUCGCGUGUUUGUCCGUGAUCGCAAGUGUGUGGGCUGCCGCAGUUGGCUAUCACCCCCACCCCAGCCCACCAUGCCCUCCAGCGAGGAAGUCAAGCUGCUCGAGGGCGUCGCCGUGCGCCAGCACCGCUUCCGGCUCUCCGUGCCCGCUGCCAACGACGGCGAGCCACUGAGCACGGGCGGCAUGACAGGAACGAUCGUCCCCCCGUCGCACAGGGCCUCCCGGUACAAAGAGAAGUUUCACGCGCUGAGGGAGAAGUAUACGCGGGUCACAGCUCAACGAGCUACAUUCGAGUCGGAGUUGGACGUCGCCAACGCCAAGCUCGCGAAACUGCAAGCAGAGAACGACAUGCUCCUCGAUGCACUGUGUCUGGCAGGGAACAAUCCGUCGAGCUCUCUGUUCGGAGCAUUUGCCUCUUCGCCAAAGUUGGAAUCGAGGGAGUUGCCGCCAACAGAUGUUGAUGCACUGAACCGCACGAAUGGAAAGGAGCGUGCGUAUGGGCACAAUGGGCAUACAAACC
This is a messenger RNA of Mycena citricolor, 5307 nucleotides long. The record is from the annotation of a GenBank genome assembly. Lineage: Eukaryota; Fungi; Basidiomycota; Agaricomycetes; Agaricales; Mycenaceae.